Molecule: messenger RNA, 555 nt
Organism: Microthlaspi erraticum
Lineage: Eukaryota; Viridiplantae; Streptophyta; Magnoliopsida; Brassicales; Brassicaceae
Source: the annotation of a GenBank genome assembly
AUGGAUUGGGAAAAGAAGUGCGAGUUCAACUUUAACUUGCACAACAUCAUUGGAGACAACCGUGUCAAGCUAGCCGUCUCGGAGUUCAACGAUUAUGCGUUGAGAUGGUGGGAACAAAUCAUUUUAGCGCGCGAGAUUGGUGGUGCCUUUGAGGUUACUACUUGGGAAGAAAUGAAGCGCAUCAUGAGGCAGCGAUUUGUCCCUGGCCAUUACCAACGUGAGCUACACUCCAAGCUCAGGAAGCUUACUCAGGUUCCAAGUCUGUGGAAGAAUAUUACCAGAGAUGGAGGUAAUGCUUUGCGCGCCAAUGUGGUUGAAGAUCGCGAGGCCACUAUGUCUCGAUUCCUUGGAGGCUUGAACCGUGAGAUACAAGAUAUUGUGGAGAUGCAAAAUUGUGUGGGUCUUGAAUCCAUGUUCCACAAGGCAGUCUUGGCCGAGACACAAUUAAAGAGGAGAAGCUCCACUCGAUUCAAUUCAAAACCGCGCAGACCAACCUUUCACCGCGACACCAAGUCCUUUCGCGCCCAAGACAGAAACCAAACCUCUGGCUACUAA